AUUGCGCUUCAAGUUGGAUUGAAUAUUAUAAAUUUGAAUUUUUACAAUUCUCUAUUUACUUAAGAUUGCAUUUUAUACAUAGCUACUUAUAAGGUAAACAAUAAUUAGUAUCGUGAACGUUAUAACUCAAUCGUAAUAGUAACACCCGCAUUUCUCGUAUGAACUAAGUAGUUGCAUUGCAAAACACCAGAAGCACCAUGUGUGACAUAAAACUGGAGCCCGAAGAUCUAGAAAUAUGCCGCGGCUGCCUCAGUUCAGAUAGGACGCUGUCUUCUGUGGAAACUGCCGUGUAUCUACCUCUUCUGACCGAAGACCAAAUACUCGAAUUAGAUCUCAAGAAGCAUAUAGCUUUGUGUUGGGAGUGUAUGGCUCUGCUGCGCAAGAUAUGUGGGUUCCGGGCACAGGUGCAGAAAGCACAUAUGAUCCUGAAAGACUCCUUACAACUUUUACCAACAAAACCUACUUUAUCUUCUCUUUCUGUCCAUCAAAACUUUGAAUAUGAUGCUGUUUUUGAAGAAAGCACACCACAUGAAUUACCAUUUUUUUAUGAACUAAGCUCAACUGUAGACCAUGAUAAAGUUAUUGUACCCACAAAAUACAAAAGUAUGGUAACAAAAACUAAAAUAUCAAAUAUGAAACAUGUUAAAGUUGUUUUACACGAUAUUAUUAAAAAUAAUAUUAAAACUGAACAUCCCAAUGAUGAUAGUGAUGAUAAUGAGAAUUUUGGAGCUGAUGAUAGCUACAGUUCCUCUGAAGAAAUUACAGAAACAAAAAACGAUAGCAGAGAAAUUUUAUCAGUCGUGAAACAACCAAAUUUACAAGAGGGACCAAAGAUAACUAAAGAAAUAAAUAAAACUACAGCAACACUGAAACUGGGCCGGAAAUCACAAAGAUUAAUUGACACCAAAAAGAUUGCACUAAAAAGAAGAAAAGUUGAUACAGCACAAAAACUAUCAGUAAAAACUGUAAAACACAAUUCAAUUAAACAUGGUAAAAACAAAUGUGAAAUUAAAACACUAGAAUCUUUAAACAUUGAUAAUAAUACAAAAUUAGAAGUAAAUGAAGAGGAUAAUAUUUAUUCAGACGAUGAAGAUGCCAAAGCUGAUUUAAAUCAGAGUGAAUUUGAAACGCAAGCAAGAAAAGAAAAGCAGUCAGGGUUACACACAGACAUCAAAUUUAAAGCUGAUAAUGAACAGAUAAAAGCAGAAAGGAAGAGGAAAAAAACUUCGAGAUUCAGGGAAAUAAAAAUGAGAUAUAAAAAGAUUGAACAGGUUCUGCCAUAUUUCCAAGAAAUCGAAAUGAAUAAGCAAGAUUUAAAGAUCACAUUAGAAAAAGAUGAUGCAAUAGUUGAUAAACAGAAAAUCCAUAAAUGUAGUAUAUGCGGGGUAAAGUAUCAGCUUCACAUACACUUAAACGGACAUGCACUACGAAAUCAUAGAAGAACUCAUCCUGAACACUUUGACAAUACAAAUUUCAACAAUCCAGCCUUAGUGCUGCCGCAAAAGUCCGUCUGGCGUUGCGAUGUUUGCGCCAGAAUGAUGCGGAGAGAACAUGUAGUCGCACAUAUGAAUGAAUUCCAUGUACGUCGAUUUUUGUGCAAUGGCUGUGAUUGGAGCCUGAAGCCAUUUUGGAAAUUCGCGGAUCGCCAACGACACUGGAAUGAAAUUCACAGACAAUUAAUAUGUAGCAUAUGCAAAACACGCAGGAUAUCAAGGAAGAUGAUGGAGUUUCAUAUUGAAGAAACUCAUGUGCCACCAAACAAACGCCGAAAGCACCAAUGUCCUCACUGCCCGAACACAUACCGAGACCGCAAGUCUUUAUACGAGCACGACAGAGACGCCCACCAGCCCCCGGAGCAGGUCGAGUUGCGGUACUGCGUGACGUGUGACAUCACCUUUAAGAGAAUCUGCAACUUCGAGCUUCACUUCCGUAAUUUUCAUUCAGGGAUACCUAAACAGACAUUCCCGUGUCCACAAUGCGGCAAGGUUCUUCAAAAGAAAGCCAAUCUCAAGGCUCAUAUGAGCGUCAUUCACGCAGGCAUAACCAACUACCGUUGUCAUAUCUGUGACAAGUACUUGUGCACAAACACAGCGUUGCGACGACAUUUGGAUAUGCACAAGAAUAUAAAACUUCCGAAGAACCACGCGUGCACUAUAUGCGGGCGCAAGUUUCAAACCAACAGUAGCCUACAGUUCCACAUGAACACGCACACAGGCGAACGGCCAUACAAAUGUACAGAAUGCGAAUCCGCGUUUACGCAGCCCUACACGCUGCAAAUGCAUCUGGCCAAGCGGCAUAAUGUGGACGCGGGCGUGAAGACCGAUGGGACGAUUGUACCGGCGACGAAGACAAAAACUGAGAGGAAUGACUAA
Cydia strobilella is the source of this 2372-nucleotide messenger RNA. RefSeq names its product PR domain zinc finger protein 5-like. Gene Ontology annotation, biological process: regulation of DNA-templated transcription. NCBI's taxonomy places the organism in Eukaryota, Metazoa, Arthropoda, Insecta, Lepidoptera, Tortricidae. The record is from RefSeq and is a predicted model, not a curated record. The transcript is spliced from 9 exons. Gene Ontology annotation, cellular component: nucleus. Bases 198 to 2372 code for a protein of 724 amino acids. Gene Ontology annotation, molecular function: RNA polymerase II cis-regulatory region sequence-specific DNA binding; DNA-binding transcription factor activity, RNA polymerase II-specific; zinc ion binding.